Messenger RNA from Tetrapisispora phaffii CBS 4417, 855 nucleotides. It is a transcript of the gene CSL4, whose product is annotated as exosome non-catalytic core subunit CSL4. The transcript has a single exon. Bases 1 to 855 code for a protein of 284 amino acids. Lineage: Eukaryota; Fungi; Ascomycota; Saccharomycetes; Saccharomycetales; Saccharomycetaceae. Gene Ontology annotation, biological process: RNA processing. The record is from RefSeq and is a predicted model, not a curated record. Gene Ontology annotation, cellular component: nuclear exosome (RNase complex); cytoplasm. Gene Ontology annotation, molecular function: RNA binding.
AUGAGUAUUAACUUCAAAUUUCCAGAAUCUGUAAUUCCAGGCCAAUUACUUUGUCCUGCAUUUGACAUUAAAGAAGAAAAUGAUAAAAGUAUAGUUUAUGAGUAUAUAGCAGGUCCAGGUACUCGACUACAGAAACACAAUCUUAAUGGGACGGUUGUUAAUAUUAUCAAUUCUACUUUGGUCGGUACAGUAAAAAUCGAAGAAGAUUUUAAAAUGGAUUCUUCCAAUUUAGAUGAGUUGAAUGAGACUGCUGAAGAUGAAAAGAAUCAUAGUAAUAAUGGCACAAGAGAGAUUAAAAAAAUAAAAGUCUCUGUUGUUCAUAAAAGAAACAACACAUCAUCCGAAGUUGACAACGAAUUAACAAAUAAUUUACCAAAGGAAGGAGAUAUUGUAUUGGCAAAGGUCACAAGAAUCACUUUGCAAAACGUAAGUCUAGAGAUUUUAGCGGUUGAAAAUAGCCCAGUUCCAAUAGAUAGUGGAGUCGGUAGCAAUGGCCACGGAGUAGUAGCUGCAGGUGCUGGUUCAGGUUCUGCAUCAUAUUCUGUUUCUCAAACAUCCUCCGAUUUUGGUGAUCCAUUUAGAGGUACAUUGAGAUCGCAAGAUGUUAGAGCCACGGAAAGAGAUAGUGUUAAAAUCAUUGAGUGUUUUAAACCUGGAGACAUUGUAAGAGCACAGAUAUUAUCAUUGGGUGAUGGUGUGAAUUAUUAUCUAACAACUGCUAAAGAUGAUUUGGGUGUUGUUUUCGCUAAAAGUGGUAAUGGAGCAGGAAAUCAAAUGUAUGCUUUGGAUUGGGAAACUAUGGUAGUUCCUUCGACAGGUGCAACGGAAAAACGUAAAUGUGCUAAACCGUUUUAG